Molecule: messenger RNA, 2635 nt
Organism: Strigops habroptila (Kakapo)
Lineage: Eukaryota; Metazoa; Chordata; Aves; Psittaciformes; Psittacidae
Gene: SGK2
Product: serum/glucocorticoid regulated kinase 2
Exons: 16
Coding region: 302-1540 (412 amino acids)
Biological process (GO): protein phosphorylation
Molecular function (GO): protein serine/threonine kinase activity; ATP binding
Source: RefSeq, a predicted model, not a curated record
CGAGCAGGAACGUGGCAGUGCUUGCUGGCCCUGCUGCCGCAGCCCAGGAGCGUCUCCUCACGCCUCGCUCCCUGCAGGUCUUCCAUCACAGAGAAAACUGCUUGCUCAGGACACCUCUCCAGGUAGUCAUAGAGUUCUCCAGGGCACAGCCUUCUGCAGCUGCCCCAGGCAUCUGGUGGCAUCUGAUGUUGAAUGCCCAGCCAGAGAGACGCCUGCACGCUCUGCUUCCCGAGGACGCCUCGCUCUGGCCGCUGAGCUCCUGCCCCAGCCAUAAGGACAAGGGACGAUUUUGGCUGGCUUUAUGUACGUGGCCUGGAUGGAGCCCUCCUCUAGCGCCCUGGGAAAAACGAAGGAACUCAUCAAGCACAGCCGGGAGAGGAUAGGACGAACCAUCAAGGCCUCCGGCUCCAGGCUCUGCUCAUAUGCCGAACGAGUUGCCUUUUUAAUGGAUCGUUCCCGGAGCCCAGAUAAAAGCAUCCAGCCUCCAACACCAACUGACAACAUCAACCUUGGACCUUCUGCUAACCCAAAUGCCAAGCCAACAGAUUUUGACUUCCUGAAGGUUAUUGGCAAAGGAAGCUUUGGAAAAGUUCUUCUGGCCAAACGCAAGUGCGAUGGGACUUUUUAUGCAGUGAAAGUUUUGCAUAAGAAAACCAUCCUAAAGAAAAAGGAGCAAACCCACAUCAUGGCAGAACGCAACGUGCUCCUGAAAAAUGUCAAGCACCCCUUCCUUGUGGGACUCCAUUACUCCUUCCAGACCUCGGAGAAGCUUUACUUUGUGCUUGACUAUGUAAAUGGAGGAGAGCUUUUCUUCCACUUGCAAAGGGAGCGCUGUUUCCGUGAACCCCGGGCCCGAUUCUAUGCUGCAGAAGUUGCUAGUGCAAUUGGAUACCUGCAUUCCUUAAACAUCAUUUACAGAGACUUAAAACCUGAGAACAUUCUCCUGGAUUGCCAGGGACACAUAGUAUUGACAGACUUUGGACUCUGCAAAGAAGGAAUGGAGCAAGAGGAGACAACUUCUACUUUUUGUGGCACUCCUGAGUACCUGGCUCCUGAGGUGCUAAAGAAGCAGCCGUAUGACAGGACAGUAGACUGGUGGUGCCUAGGAGCUGUCCUCUAUGAAAUGCUGUUUGGACUGCCUCCUUUUUACAGCCGGGAUGUGUCUCAGAUGUAUGACAACAUUCUGCACAAGCCACUCCAGAUCCAAGGAAGUAAGACUGUGGCAGCUUGUGACAUCCUCCAGGGACUUCUCCACAAGGACCAGAAGAGGAGGCUAGGUGCCAAGUCAGACUUCCUUGAGAUAAAGAAUCAUGUAUUCUUCAGCCCAGUAAACUGGGAUGACUUGUACCACAAGAGGAUAACUCCUCCAUUCAACCCCAAUGUGGCUGGUCCAGCUGAUCUGCGACACUUUGAUCCAGAGUUCACCCAAGAAGCCGUCUCCACCUCCAUUACCCACACGCCUGACCUAGCAGCCAGCAGCUCCAGUGCCUCAGAUGCAUUUUUAGGAUUUUCUUAUGCACCGACUGAAGAGGGCAUCUAGGUUUUAUAAAGGCUUUGGGAAGUCAGAUUUUUAACUGAAUGGGUUUUAUGUUUGGGGUGUGUUGGUUUUGGUUGUGGGUUGAGUUUUUUUUGUGGGUGUGGGUUUUCUUGUUUUUGGUACUGUCCUUUGCUCAUGGUUUAAGGAAAUGGGGACUAACACACUAACUGGCUGGGAUGGAACUGUGAGCUCUUAACUUCUGCUGUUUGAAUUUCCCUCUAAGUAACUGUUUCCUCGCUGGUAGGGAAAGUGAGACACUGAUUAUUAUGAUUUCCCCCUAGAGUGUCUUGUGCUACUUGGCAGAACUGUAUGCAUUCUGUGGUUGUAUUUCUGGUAGAGGUAUGUACCAUCACCCACAUCAAUAGCUGUGUGCCUGAAACCGGCCGCUCUUAACUUUUUUAAUCUUUUGUGUGGCGCUAACUCUGCCCAGCUGUGUCAAAGCUGCUCCUUCCCAAUAUUGAGGAAUAAUUUCCUAAUAUUGAGGAAUAAUCUCACUAUUACCCAAUAGUGAGGAAAACUCUUCACACUACCACAACCUCUGGCUUCUUUCCUUUAAGGGGAGUGUGCUGGAGCAACCAGAAAGCUGUUAUGGAGAAGCCAGUUUGUGGGUUGAGGAAAGGGCAGAGUUGCUUGGAAAAACCAAAAAUAACCUUAUGGCUAAACCUGGCUUGGGAUGGGGAAUUCUUUCACAGCACACAGGCCUGAGGUACACAAACACUACUGCGGUGAGCAUGACCUGAAGCAUGUGGGGCAGAGGACAGGCCAUGGCGAUGAGACCCUGCAUGUUCUGGUGCCUGUCUGAAUGUGCCACUGAUGUAGAACAGUUAUUUAUUUUGCCUUAAUUUAAAUGCUGGUGUACUCACUCAAUGUCACUUUCUACUUUUUUAAAGUCAUUCUGUUGUUGUGGGUUGGAGAAGUGUACUAAGAGCUGCUCACACCACCGUGGGGCCAAACACAGGGUUUCCUAAAAGCUGUGUGAUGCUCAUGCUGUUAAGAAGCUUGUGCUGGAACAAACGUUUGUUUUAACAGAGGUACUUGUACGUGCUGCAGUCAUCUGCAUUAUGCUGUGGUUUGUAUUAAAGCACACACACGGCUGUC